Molecule: messenger RNA, 4184 nt
Organism: Pocillopora meandrina
Lineage: Eukaryota; Metazoa; Cnidaria; Anthozoa; Scleractinia; Pocilloporidae
Source: the annotation of a GenBank genome assembly
CCUCAGCCUUUUUGCACAUUGCAUCCUUUAGCACUUUAUACUCUUUGCUGUAUUUCUUAGAAACCUAGUCGUAAUUCAUCAUGCUUGGUGUAGACAAUCAUAUCGUGAGUAGCCACGGCAUCAACAAGCUCGCUAAAACUCUUGAAGAUGUAGAUAUAAACGAGAAGGAAGACAGAAGCAACGAAAAGAACAACGAGGUGAGUUCACAGCUAAUAACGAAUUAUUCGAUUUUGGCGGGAGAAAAAAAAUCUGGGUCCCUAUUCCCCGUUCCUUUUUCUCACAAGGCCUUAAAUAUCGACAAACCAUUAAAAAACGAAAGUAGUAUUUCACUUUCUUUUCGGUCGAAAUUUAAUUUCUGGUCCCUCACAAGUUUUUACGAAAGAAGCGUUUACUUCUCGAAAAGUAUGCCUGCACGAGGCCACAGAGCGACAGUAUGGUUUGCUUGAGAGGUAUUUAUGUUACUUAAGCACGUUUGAAUACGGUGUAGUUACGGAUUUGCCUGUGUUUUUUCUUCGUUUUUUUUUUUUUAACCAGAAGUGCUGUGGAAAACUCCUGCAGGGAUCUAAUGUAAAUUUUAUAAGCCCGCGCUGAAUUACUUAACGGUAUUUGGCGGUCAAAUGCAGAACUCAGGUUGAGAAAUGAAAGUUCAAGCCACAACAAAAGCUUAUUUCAACAGCAUUUUUUGUGAAAGCUCUGGGAAUAUUUAGAAUUGUUAAGAAUUAUACAAAUUUUCUUAUUUUCCGUCAGACUCGCGGACCGGUGAAGCCAGUUUACAAAUCUCCUUCAAAAUUUGACAACGAGGAUGAACCGCUCCUACGUGAAAAUCCGCGAAGAUUUGUCCUUCUUCCUAUCCAGUAUAAAGAUAUUUGGGAAAUGUACAAAAAGGCUGAAGGUAAGGAAAUCAAACCCUACCCUUAGAAGCUACUAUCUUUGUGCGAGUGACCCGGCCGGUAUAUUACAUAAGCUGCCAGGAAAGUUGCAUUACUUAUAUAUUAUGCAAGCUAUUUGGUGCCCGGUAUGUUAUAUAAUCUCAAAAGGUAAUUAGCCAGUCCCAGAUGACCAGGAAAUUUUAAUGGUUUUUUUCUAAAGACUGGUAUGAAAGGAGGAAAUUUGUAGACGUCAUUAUUAGAAUAAAUCGUGUUCCAUAGCUAUUAUAUUUCAAACAAUUUUUUUUUCCUCAUUAUAGCAUCCAUCUGGGUAGCGGAAGAAGUUGAUCUCUCCAAAGACAAAGAUGACUGGGCUAACCUUUCGGUGAGUUCAAAUCUGUCUUUCUAUCUGCAUGAUACAUAAACUGGCUGAUAAUUUACUUCUGAUUGCCUACCUGCUUACAGCUUAAAUGUUAUUACAUUCUUUUGUUAAUUUUUAUUUUAUUCACAGGAUGAUGAAAGGUAUUUUAUUUCCCAUGUUCUUGCCUUCUUUGCUGCCAGUGACGGCAUUGUAAAUGAAAACCUGGUUGAGUGUUUUAGCCAGGAAGUGCAAGUUCCUGAGGCAAGAUGCUUCUAUGGCUUCCAAAUUGCAAUUGAGGUAAGUUUGUAUUUGCAACUAAUAUUCUAAGUGCCGUUUUUUUCCCAGGAUGGUCUUAACAGAAUCAGCAGUAAGUUGUAACAAUAACAACCAAGCUGUAGUGUGUCUUCUAUACAAAAAAAAACCUUGACAUUUUCAAGUUGACAAAAAUUUUUAUUUUGAAAAGAAUGAGGAAAAAAGAACUUUAUCAAUAAGUUUGAUAACUCGUAAACAACUUACUCCAAAGUUAAAUUAAUCACUUUUUCCCCUUUUAAGAAUAUUCACUCUGAGAUGUACAGUCUGUUGAUUGACACCUACAUUGAGGACCCUGAUGAAAAGUAAGUGAAAAAACUACAUGAUCUUUUUUACUUUGUUAGGAGACAAAAUUCAAAAUGUUUGCUCAAUUGAUAUUACAUUUAUGUUAAUUAAAAUAAAAUCACAUUGAUGUAGUCCUUAAAUCAGUGUUUGUUUUGCAGGGAAAAUCUUUUUAAUGCUAUUGAGACAAUGCCUUGCGUCAAAAGAAAAGCUCAGUGGGCUUUGAACUGGAUCAAUCCUGAGAGAGUAAGAUUUCAUUUUGUAGACUUGAACUUUUUUCUUUUUCUUUUUUCUUUUUCUUUUUCUUUUCCAUUCCUUUUAUUAGCACUCAUAUUAAAUUAUUGUAAAACAUUUUGAUGAGACAAAUGUCCAAACACUCGCCUUAUUUUUUUUAUUUAUUUAUUUUUUUUGUAACAGGCUUCUUAUGGUGAGAGGGUAGUUGCCUUUGCUGCUGUGGAAGGAAUCUUUUUUUCUGGUUCUUUUGCUGCCAUUUUCUGGCUAAAAAAGAGGUAAGUGAUGUCCAAUUAACUAUCAAACCUCUUUUUUUUUUUGUUUUGUUUUCUUUGGGAUUUUAAAUUAAAUUUCAGGUGAAAAAAGUUGCUAAUCUACUUCUGUUUCAAAUUUGCAUCAAAAGGGGCAAGAUGCCUGGACUUACAUUCUCAAAUGAGCUCAUCAGUCGUGAUGAGGUAAGUUACUUAAGGAAGGUGAAUAUCUUUAAAUCACUGCUCAAAAAAUAUUUUCCUGUUUCAAAUCCUGACAAAAAAAUAAAACUUCUUUCCAACAAUUAAGGACUAACCUUAAGAACUAAGUAAAGAGAAGACUAUGAAACUUUUUUGACACUAUUUUCUUCCAAAAGAUAUAUAUCCCUUUAGACCUCUUAGAGUGACCAGCAAUUUCUUUUUACAAUAUCACCCCAAAUCUCACAUUGUCACAAGAAUACAGGAAAUGAUCAACUAAAGGAACUCUUGGUAAUUACGCAAAUUUUCCUUGUCAGCACCUUAGCAAAUGUAUAAUGGACAGUAUAAGCAUAGUGAUGUUAAUAUAAACACUUUCUUAUUCCAGGGUCUUCACUGUGAUUUUGCUUGUUUGAUGUUCUCCUACCUAAAAAACAAGCCCUCACAAGAAACCAUUGUCGGAAUUAUCAAGGAUGCUGUUGAAAUUGAACAAGAAUUUCUAACAGAGGCCCUUCCAGUGAGACUCAUAGGCAUGAACCACACCCUUAUGAAGCAGUACAUUGAAUUUGUUGCUGACAGACUUUUGGUGGCUCUCCAUUGCCCCAAGGUAUGAACUAAGACAGUUUCUCUUUACAAUGUCAAUAUAAUAUCUGAUUACAGACUGAAUUGGAUGACAAAAGUCUUGUUAUUAAUUCAUUAAAACUAUGAUGACAUUUUUAAAAAAAACUAGACAUCAGUGAAACAUUUCCAUCCAAAAAAUUAACAAUUAUUUAGCAAAAUGAACAACAACAGCACACGACAUGUACUGACCACUUACACAGGCAUGAUAUGUCAACUGUCCAAUUACAGGCAUGGUUUGUACACUGUCCUAUCUGUGUUCUAAUUGAGCUGGUGAUAAAUAUCAAUUUGGUGAUUAAUUGAUCCUCUACCAACUUCUCAUUACUUACACAAGAAUUAUAUGGCAGACAGGAACACAACUAACUAAUGAAUGGAAGGUUAAAGAAAUGCAAAAUUGUUGAUUUGUGGGGUUUUUUUCUUAAGCAUCCAAAAAUUUUAUAGCAUUUAAGAGCUUGUGACAUGCUGUCACUGAAAGGUUUAAAACCAACUUACAAUCUUGUAACUCUUUUUCUUAACAGGUUUUUAAUGCAAAAAAUCCAUUUGACUUCAUGGAAAACAUUUCUUUGGAAGGAAAGACCAACUUCUUCGAGAAAAGAGUUGCAGAAUAUCAGCGUGCAGGAGUUAUGAAGAAAAAGUCUGAGGAUUCCCACAAAUUUACCACAGAUGAGGAAUUUUAGACAAUUUAUGAGAGCUGUGGGAAGGAUAUAUUUUUUUAACAUUUAGAACAUGAACUAUUUUAAAAUUACAUGUACAUUCUUGCAUAAAACUGUAAAUAUCACCUACAUCUGGAAAGGUUUUGCAAAUUGUUUUUUUUGUAAUUAGCAACUUAUUAGUUCAAAGUCUUUUGUGUACAAAGUUUAAACUUUUUCACUCAGACUGUUGAGUUUAGCUUUUCCUUUUUUGAGAUUUUGUAUGUAUUUUAAUAUGCCUUACUUUUUAUUAAAAGAAGUUUUAAGAAUUUUUGUCAUUGUUUUAUACAAGGACUGCGGUGCUCUGGGUAUUUGGUAAAAAAAAAUCUGCCAUGGUAGUGAGAGUCCUAAAAUGUACAUUUUCAGACCUGGAAAACAGUUGGAU